Molecule: messenger RNA, 2601 nt
Organism: Rangifer tarandus platyrhynchus (Svalbard reindeer)
Lineage: Eukaryota; Metazoa; Chordata; Mammalia; Artiodactyla; Cervidae
Source: the annotation of a GenBank genome assembly
AUGGGCAACCGAGGGAUGGAAGAGCUGAUCCCGCUGGUCAACAAGCUGCAGGAUGCCUUCAGUUCCAUCGGCCAGAGCUGCCACCUGGACCUGCCGCAGAUCGCCGUGGUGGGCGGCCAGAGCGCCGGCAAGAGCUCUGUGCUCGAGAACUUCGUGGGCCGGGACUUCCUUCCCCGAGGUUCAGGAAUCGUCACUCGGCGGCCUCUCAUCCUGCAGCUCAUCUUCUCAAAAACAGAAUAUGCCGAGUUUUUGCACUGCAAGUCCAGAAAGUUUACAGACUUUGAGGAAGUCCGACAGGAGAUCGAAGCGGAGACUGACAGGGUCACGGGGACCAACAAAGGCAUCUCCCCAGUGCCCAUUAACCUGCGGGUCUACUCGCCACACGUGUUGAACCUGACCCUCAUCGACCUCCCAGGCAUCACCAAGGUGCCCGUGGGGGACCAGCCCCAGGAUAUCGAGUACCAGAUCAAGGACAUGAUCUUGCAGUUCAUCAGCCGGGAGAGCAGCCUCAUCCUUGCCGUCACCCCUGCCAACAUGGACCUGGCCAACUCAGACGCCCUCAAGCUGGCCAAGGAGGUCGAUCCUCAAGGCCUGCGGACCAUCGGCGUCAUCACCAAACUCGACCUGAUGGAUGAAGGCACAGAUGCCAGGGACGUCCUGGAGAACAAGCUACUCCCCUUGAGAAGAGGCUACAUUGGAGUGGUCAACCGCAGCCAGAAGGAUAUUGAGGGCAAGAAGGACAUCCGCACAGCGCUGGCAGCUGAGAGGAAGUUUUUCCUCUCCCACCCAGCCUACCGGCACAUAGCUGACCGCAUGGGAACCCCGCACCUGCAGAAGACUCUGAAUCAGCAACUGACCAACCACAUCCGGGAAUCGCUGCCGGCCCUGCGCAGCAAGCUGCAGAGCCAGCUGCUGUCCCUGGAGAAGGAGGUGGAGGAGUACAAGAACUUCCGGCCCGAUGACCCCACACGCAAGACCAAAGCUCUGCUGCAGAUGGUCCAGCAGUUUGGGGUGGACUUUGAGAAGAGGAUCGAGGGCUCUGGAGACCAAGUGGACACACUGGAGCUCUCCGGGGGUGCCCGGAUUAAUCGCAUCUUCCACGAGCGAUUUCCCUUCGAGCUGGUGAAGAUGGAGUUCGACGAGAAAGACUUAAGACGGGAGAUCAGCUAUGCCAUUAAAAAUAUCCACGGAGUCAGGACCGGGCUCUUCACCCCGGACUUGGCAUUCGAGGCCAUUGUGAAAAAGCAGGUCGUCAAGCUGAAAGAGCCCUGUCUGAAAUGUGUCGACCUGGUUAUCCAGGAGCUAAUCAAUACAGUUAGGCAGUGUACCAGUAAGCUCAGCUCCUACCCCCGAUUGCGAGAGGAAACAGAACGAAUCGUCACCACUUAUAUCCGGGAACGGGAGGGGAGGACCAAGGACCAGAUUCUUCUUCUGAUUGACAUCGAGCAGUCCUACAUCAACACCAACCACGAAGACUUCAUUGGAUUUGCCAACGCCCAGCAGAGGAGCACACAGCUGAAUAAGAAGAGAGCCGUCCCCAAUCAGGUGAUCCGCAGGGGCUGGCUAACCAUCAACAACAUCAGCCUGAUGAAGGGCGGCUCCAAAGAGUACUGGUUCGUGCUGACGGCUGAGUCACUGUCCUGGUACAAGGACGAGGAGGAGAAAGAGAAGAAGUACAUGCUGCCUCUGGACAACCUCAAAAUCCGUGACGUGGAGAAGGGCUUCAUGUCCAACAAGCACGUCUUCGCCAUCUUCAACACAGAGCAGAGGAAUGUCUACAAGGACCUGCGGCAGAUCGAGCUGGCCUGUGACUCCCAGGAGGACGUGGACAGCUGGAAGGCCUCAUUCCUUCGAGCUGGGGUCUACCCAGAGAAGGACCAGGCCGAAAACGAGGACGGAGCCCAGGAGAACACCUUCUCCAUGGACCCGCAGUUGGAGCGGCAGGUGGAAACCAUUCGCAACCUGGUGGAUUCGUACGUGGCCAUAAUCAACAAGUCCAUCCGUGACCUCAUGCCAAAGACCAUCAUGCACCUCAUGAUCAACAACACGAAGGCCUUCAUCCACCAUGAGCUGCUGGCCUACCUAUACUCGUCGGCGGACCAGAGCAGCCUCAUGGAAGAGUCGGCCGACCAGGCCCAGCGGCGGGACGACAUGCUGCGCAUGUACCACGCGCUCAAGGAGGCGCUCAACAUCAUUGGGGACAUCAGCACCAGCACUGUGUCCACGCCCGUGCCCCCACCCGUUGAUGACACCUGGAUCCAGACCACCAGCAGCCACAGCCCCACUCCGCAGCGUCGGCCAGUAUCCAGCGUGCACCCCCCAGGCCGGCCCCCAGCAGUGAGGGGUCCCACCCCGGGGCCACCCCUGAUUCCUGUGCCCGUGGGGGCAGCUUCCUUCUCAGCGCCCCCGAUCCCGUCCCGGCCCGGCCCCCACCCUGGCGUGUUUGCCAACAACGACCCCUUCUCGGCCCCACCUCAGAUCCCAUCUCGGCCGGCUCGGAUUCCACCCGGCAUUCCCCCUGGAGUGCCCAGCAGAAGACCCCCUGCUGCACCCAGCCGGCCCACCAUUAUCCGCCCAGCCGAGCCAUCUCUGCUCGACUAG